AUGGUGGAUCGUUUACCUCCUCGUGCUUCGAGCGCGGCUGCAGGGCUCGUGACGCUGCUCAGGCUGCACAGCACAUCCGCAGCACGACCAAGCCCCAGUCGGCACUUUGCAUCCGUCACCUCGCAAGCCAGCUUCCAAGGUACCAGCACCGCACCGAGCGCUUGUGCAUCCUCGGCCAACAUCUAUGGCCGCUCGGAGAUAGCCGUUGGCGCUGCCCGCUCCUUUGCAUCGUCGUCGAGUGCAGGCGUGAGUGCGCACCGCAAGCAAGCCGGCCGCGAGAAGGCGCGGUCGCGAGCGAUGCGCCAGGAAGAAAGGGUGCUGCGUCAGCGCGAGAAGGAGGGCUACAACGCUGCCCGCUCGAUUCCACGCCGACCACGUGAUCCAGUCGAGGAGGAUGUCGAGGCGAGCAUCCGCGAGUACAUGGCUCGCACCGGCCCGCGCGGCGAGCGCCUCACGCUCGCGCAGCAAGAACGCCUGCUCAAGCAGGAACUCAAAGGACUCGGACACGACCUUGAACGGCUCGAGAAGAAGGAGGCUGCAGACAAGGCCACACAGGACCUGCCGGAGCUCGACGAUCAGACGCUCGAUGAGCUCUACCAGGCACUCAUGCUCCCACCCCCACCAACGCCCGAGGAGGCCCGACUCGCACGACUCGAGGGCGGCCGCAGAGAGAGGGGUCUCUUGGACCGCAUAGAAGACGGCAGAGGUCGAAAGAGCUUGGAGAGGCUCGCAGGUCUGGCGCUUCCACCCUCGACUGUUGAGGUCAAGAGGGAAAGGACGGCCAGGGACCUCAAGCAAAAGCUCAUCCACGCUCGCGAACGAGCAAAGAUCCUCCUGCCUCCGUCCAAGGCGUCGACACAAGAAGCGACAAUCACGCCCCUGCAAGCCGAGACAACAAGAGAAGAAGCAGUGGAAGAGACUGUCGACGUGGAUUUUGCAGCACUGCCGUUCGAAGAGCGCCAAGAAGUCCGAUUGCAGCAGCUCUUUGCGCGACUGGCGCUCGUACAGGAUGGUGCCGAUGCCGCAGGCGACGCCUCGGGGUCCGAGUCGCUCGCAGCUAUCAAGUCGGGCCUCGCCGGUCGCAUCGCAAGGAUCUUGAAACAGCACGAGUACGAGCUUCAUCCAUCGACACAAAGUGCGCGGCAGCAAGAUGGCGACCUCAAGCACGACAGCGAGAUGGCGGAACAGGCCGAAACGCACUCGCCCGAGUUCGAGAGCGUGCGUCUCGACCGACGCGCACCCAGCCUUGCGACAGGCGAGGCAGGAUCUGGACCGAGCGAGACGAUAGCGACGCUCGGAGAAAAGAGCGAUGUGAUCGCUAGAGCUGAUGCCAUGAUCAAGGAUCUUGGGUCUGCCGAGUCGCGCGCCUUCAUGCUGGAUGGAAUCGAGCGCCUCGUGCGUUCGGCCAAGAAUGCCACUUCGUCCGAGCUUGCGUCUUCGGGCUCGCAGGCCUCACAUCUGCCAUUGGGCGUGGCGACGACGGAAGAGUGGGUGGCGAUUGCCGUCUCUUCCGCUCGUGCAGAGGAUGGCGCCUCACUGCAACGCACGCUGUCGCUGAUGGAAUCAGCGAGACAUCCGGCGUCGCUCGAGCUGUACAACAACGUGCUCGAUGUCUACGCAUCCAAGGGCCGCGUGGCAGAGUGCCAAGAAUGGUUGCAGCGCAUGACGGAAGCCGGGCUGACUCCUGACGACCACACGUACCACAGCCUCACCAAGGCGUACGUCACAAGUGCGCAGUUCCUGCCUGCAUUGGAACUGCUCAACUCGCUCGAGCAGUCGGGGCAUCCUGCGGCCAUGGCGACGUACACGCUCGUCAUCGACCGUCUGCUGGACCCCGUCGCCAUUCCUCGCUCCGGAUCGGCAGGAGUGUCCACGGAAGAGCGACCGGAGCUGCAAGCGCUUGCAUGGAACGUGUUCUACCACAUGCGGCUGCAUGCGCAUCCUGUGCCCGAUGCGCCUUUGUAUGCGCUCAUGAUCCGCGCAUGCGCGCGCGGUAUUGCGCAGCCACACGAGAUCGACGACCCGACCAAGGCCUACACGGCCCUCUCUUCCGAUGCCAGUGGGCGCAGACACGCACCACGCAUCAGCGACGCCGAGCGCGCGCUCGACCUCUUCCGCGAGAUGACGACGCGCUACAACGUGCGUCCGAACGCCGAGGUGUACAACAGCCUCAUCCUCGCGUGUGCACGCCGCAAGGACUUUUAUCUCGACACCUUCCGGCUGCUGCGCGAGAUGGUUGAGCUCGAAACGGAGCGCGCGCACGCCGCGGACGCCGAGCCGAGCGGCAUGCUCAGAUUCGCCCCAGACACGUACACGUUCAAUGCGCUGCUGCAGGGAUGUGCGAGGAACCGCGAUCUGGCGAGAGCCAGAUGGGUGCUGGCGGAGAUGAUUCGCACCACCAUGCCGCUGUUCGAUCCAGAGGUGAGGGGCGCGUUGAGCAGGCAGGAUGUGGUCGAGUUGCUCGCCAAGCGACCGAACCACGAGACCAUGUGUCACAUCUUCCACACGUACGCUUCGUACGAGCCUCCCCUCAAGCGCGAUCACAUGCAGAUAAGCCGUAAGACCGAACGUUCGACUCGGGAGGCUCACAGCUCGGACACGCAGGCGACACCAUCGCCCGUAGAAUCGAUCAAGGAGCCGGCGGCUCCGACCGCGUCGACGGAAGUGGAGCCGAGCAGCGAAGAGACAACGCCGGAAGAAGCCGCGUCGAUCUUCAGCGCGCUUGUGCCGCAGACUGCGUCGGACCUGGUUUCGGAGGCGCGCUCGCUGUUUGCGCGCAUCUUGGCGGAUCAGGCGCAGCCGAGUGGCGAUGGAGCAGGGCUUAUGGAGGGUCCGUUGGGUGGGGUGGAGCCAGGAGUGCGUGUGGUCAAUGCGUACCUGACCGUGUUGGCGGCGCACUUGCCCGUGGGCGUGCGCGCGCGCGUUCUGCACUCGGUGUUCGCCGCCGUUCCCGAGCACGACGAACCGACGCUGGAGCACGGUCUGUUUGCACGGUUGGGCGUAGAGCCCAACGAGCAUUCCUUCCGCAUCGUCCUCGAGGCGCUCAGCGAGCUACCUCCCGACCCAGCUACGGGUGCAGACAUGGUGCAGGACAUCUGGUCGCGCUUCGAACGUCUCUUCCCUCACCCCGAUCGAGUCUCAAGCGACCUCGUCAAGCUUCCUGCCGCCAAGGGCGAGGGUGUAGAUUGGACCCAGGUGAGGAAAGCCUGGAGUGCGUACAUCCACUUUUGGGCCAAAAACAUCAGCCUAGCAAGUGGAGACACCAAAGAGGCCCAGCCAGGGCUCGACUAUGCUAUGGUGCUGCUUCGUAGGUAUGCUGCGCUGUAUCCACCGCGUGUACAGGGGAAGAAGAAACGCAGACGCCCUCUACAACCCCCACCCGGUACCAAGGUCGACUUGUCCCCCCUCCCGGUGCCUGUAAAGUCGCUUCACUCGCUCCACUUCCUCGCCAACCCUACCCCACUCGAGGAGCAGCCAGCAGCACCCAACCCCGGCCUCGGGUUUUUGGAUGUGCAGCUACUGCAUCACCGCCUCGUGCGAUACUCGCGCACGCGCGACCUCGCCUACCUCGCCUGGAUCCUCCACCGAUACGCCGCCUCGCGUUAG
This is a messenger RNA of Moesziomyces antarcticus, 3606 nucleotides long. RefSeq lists its product as uncharacterized. Gene Ontology annotation, molecular function: protein binding. The record is from RefSeq and is a predicted model, not a curated record. The transcript has a single exon. The coding region runs from base 1 to 3606 and encodes 1201 amino acids. Lineage: Eukaryota; Fungi; Basidiomycota; Ustilaginomycetes; Ustilaginales; Ustilaginaceae.